Messenger RNA from Meloidogyne enterolobii, 411 nucleotides. The record is from the annotation of a GenBank genome assembly. Lineage: Eukaryota; Metazoa; Nematoda; Chromadorea; Rhabditida; Meloidogynidae.
AUGAAUACUGUAGCUUGGGCAUCCGCCCCUCUUUUACUUAGCGAAAUGGCACCUACAACAAUAAGAAAUAUGAGCUAUGGAUUUGUUUCUACAAUUGGGGAACUUGGAUCUGUACUUGCUCCUUAUAUGAAAAGAAUUGGGGAUGAAAAUAAACAAAAAGGAAUAAUUGCAUUAAUGUCUAUUUUGGCUGUUUUGGUUUCGAUGAUGGCACCAGAAACAGUUGGAAAAUCAUUACCACAAGAUUUGGACGAUUUUGAUUCUGGUCCCUUUAUAAAUUUUAUUAAAAAAUGUCGUAGAGUAAUACGUCCAACAAAAAGGGAAGACAAAAGGAAAGAAAAUGGGAAGUUAAGCGAAAAUGUUAUUUUCUUAGAAGAGAAAAGGGAAGACGAAAAACUACAAAAUGCUCAUUAA